Arachis ipaensis is the source of this 831-nucleotide messenger RNA. RefSeq names its product protein FAR-RED IMPAIRED RESPONSE 1-like. The record is from RefSeq and is a predicted model, not a curated record. NCBI's taxonomy places the organism in Eukaryota, Viridiplantae, Streptophyta, Magnoliopsida, Fabales, Fabaceae.
AUGUUUAAGAAAAACAGAGAACUCUCCAUGCACGUUAAGGAUGUCAUUGAGCGCAACGACCAGGCUGGUAUACGACCUUCGAAGACUUUUCAGGCGCUUGCUGAUGAAGCUGGUGGUCGUUCUAAUCUGAAAUUUCUUGAGAAGGAUGUUAGAAAUUAUAUAUCUGGUAAACUCCGAAUCAAUGGAGAUGAUACUGAUGCGCAAGAGAUGCUGGACUAUUUUACCAGGAUGAAAGAGCAGAACCCAAAUUUCUUCUACGACAUUUGUCUCUAUAGUGACAAUAGUCUCAAGCAUGCAUUUUGGGCGGAUGCUCGAUCAAGAGCUGCUUACGAGUAUUUUGGUGACGUGGUGUCAUUUGACACCACAUACAAACUCAACAAAUAUGAGAUGCCAGUUGCAGCAUUUGUGGGUGUUAAUCACCACGGAAGGUCAUGUCUUUUCGGGUGUGCUUUAUUGGGCAACGAAGAGACUGAGUCCUUUGAAUGGCUCAUGCAAACAUUUAUAAAAUGUAUGGGAAAAACACCAGAUGGAAUCUUAACUGACCAAUGCGGAGCCAUGGCAACAGCCAUUCGAAAUGUCAUGCCAAACACUAGGCAUAGAUUGUGCAUUUGGCACAUCACGAGGAAGAUACCCCAUAAACUUGGAAAGUUGAGCCGAUAUGAGGAAAUUAAAGCUACAAUGCAUGGGAUUAUUUGGGAGUCUCAUUCGCGAGAAUCGUUUGAAAGUUCAUGGUAUGACUUCAUUGAAGAGUAUACCCUUCAUGACAACAACUGGCUUAACGGUAUGAAUGCACAUCCAAAACUUGAUUGGUCUGUUUAUUUGUCGUUUUAA